Molecule: messenger RNA, 249 nt
Organism: Suillus plorans
Lineage: Eukaryota; Fungi; Basidiomycota; Agaricomycetes; Boletales; Suillaceae
Exons: 1
Coding region: 1-249 (82 amino acids)
Source: RefSeq, a predicted model, not a curated record
AUGGGUCCAAAGAUAUCUCACAGAGACCAGGAGUCCGUCUAUCCCAGAUACUGCUGUUUGAUGCUCAUCCUCUUCAAACCCUGGAGAUCCGUAUCUGAUCUCAAACAAGCAACACAAUCAUGGACUGAGAGCUUUGAGACAUUCAGACGCACAUGUAAUGAAAAUAUUGUUUUCAUCUUGAACAACAUGCAGUUAUUGUACGAGUGUAAAGACAGCUGUGAUGAUCAUUUUGUGAACCACCGGCUUUGA